Messenger RNA from Hyphopichia burtonii NRRL Y-1933, 1518 nucleotides. RefSeq lists its product as uncharacterized. The record is from RefSeq and is a predicted model, not a curated record. The coding region runs from base 1 to 1518 and encodes 505 amino acids. Gene Ontology annotation, cellular component: anaphase-promoting complex. The transcript has a single exon. Lineage: Eukaryota; Fungi; Ascomycota; Pichiomycetes; Serinales; Debaryomycetaceae.
AUGAAUUCGAAUAAUGUUUCUUCCAAGUAUAAUCUUCCUAGAUUUAGAAGAAUCAACUCUCAGCAUACUGCAGAACAAAGUUAUUUAAAUGCAAAUGAUUCUAUAAAUACAACUUUGAAUAGAACGGUAUCUUCAUCGAGCUCUAUAAUGAGUACUCCAAGUAAUAAUAUAAGAAAAGUUCAGCAACAUCAACAACCUCAACAACAAGAAACCAACUCGAAAAAACCAAUUUCGUCUCGUCCAAUGAAUAAUCUAAACGUUAAAAAGAAACUUCUUAAUCUUCAACAGUCCCUGAAAAGGAAAUAUCCAUUAUCAUCGCCAACUUCGGAGAAUACGACAAGAUUACAGCCGGCUGCUGGUCCAACAACUAAUAAAUCACCUAAAUAUAAUUCUAAAGAAAAUGAUUCUGGUAAUCAUUAUAUUAAAAAUUUAAGUCCAAUGAAAUCUAAUAAAAAUUUUAUCUUAAGAAAACCAAUGAAUAUGAAUAGAUAUGAUUAUUCGAUUUUCAUUAAUAAUGAUUAUAAUAAUUAUUAUUUUGAUUCUUCCAAUGAUGUUAACUUAUCACAUGAAGUGCAUAUCCCACCAAUCAUUAAAGAAUCCCAAAUUAAAGCUUGGGAAUCGGCAGAAAAAAUAACCAACAAUUUGAUUUUUGAUAGUUCAAGUGAUGAUGAUGAUGAUAAUGAUGAUGACAAUGAAGAAAUUGAUAAUAUUGAUUUCGAUACCUCAAUGGAAGAAAUCAAACAAACGGUCCAUGAUGAUUUGAAUUUAAACUCAAAUAAUACUCUGUGUAUUCAAUCGAUCCCCGGUUUAACAAAAGGUGAAUUACAAGUGGUGAAAACUCAUUUCAAUCAUCUACAAAAAAUGACUAAUCUAGAUAUAAACUCAUUGGAAGAAGAUGAAUUAAAGCUAUUAUGGAAGUAUAGAGAAACCCAUCAGUUAAAUCAAGAAAAAGCGUUUGCUUCUUAUCAAAGCUUAUUAGGUAAACGGAAAGUUCAAAUUUCUCAAAAAAAGGAUAUUUUACAUAAAAUUUUUGGUUAUAAUAAUAAUAUUAAUCAUGAAUAUAUCACUAAUAACACUUCCUAUUCUGCUCUUGAAAAUAUCCUGAAUACUCAAAAGGCUUUCCACGAAGAUAAAGAAGAAAUUAAUUCUUUACUAUAUGAAGAUAAAUUCUAUUCUCAAUCUUUACUUGAAACUAAAAAUAAUUUGAACCUCCUCAAAAAUAAUAGUGAAGGCAUCAAUAUCAAAAGAAAACAAAAUAAAAGAACAACCGCCUCUACCGAUAUCGACAUGAAUGAUUUCGAUUACGAUAAAUUUAAUAGCAUUACCUCAAAUCGAUUGUCCCAAAUCUAUCAAGAUUUUUUCUCAAACCAGCCUUCCGCUAUCAAUCCUGAUGACUCUGCUGACUUAUCCGACGUCAGCCAGGAGUUGCAAAGCUUCACCGUGGCAUAUCUAAAACGCUGUAUCAAAGACGAUGCUGAUGGCUUGGGUGAUAUUUCGGAACUUCCUCAAGAUGUAUAG